This is a messenger RNA of Trachemys scripta elegans, 3817 nucleotides long. It is a transcript of the gene CDH12, whose product is annotated as cadherin 12. Gene Ontology annotation, cellular component: plasma membrane; catenin complex; adherens junction. Gene Ontology annotation, molecular function: calcium ion binding; cadherin binding. NCBI's taxonomy places the organism in Eukaryota, Metazoa, Chordata, Testudines, Emydidae. Gene Ontology annotation, biological process: cell-cell junction assembly; adherens junction organization; homophilic cell-cell adhesion. The record is from RefSeq and is a predicted model, not a curated record.
UUUGGCAGAUUUUAGUGACUGAUCAAGUGAUGACUUUGGAGAAUGAGGCCAGCUAAGGACUGAACUGUACUUCUCUAAGAUCUUGGAUGAUGUGGCACCAUAAUCACAGACAGUGAGGAGUUCAACACAAACGAAAAAAGGCAGUACAGUAUGCAGCUACCUGGAGGGUGUUGAUAGAAAACUUAGAUUGCCCCCAAAUCACUGCUGAUUUGACUGAUGCCUCGGCUCUAUCAGAGAAAGGAUUUCAAUUAAGGUCCCUUUAGAUGGAAUUUAAUGCGGCAAAAACCUUGUCAUCAGAAGGAUUAAUGUCUGCAUUAGCAUUUCCGCAAUAAAAUCUGAAGCUAAGUGGUGGAGGCCACAGACACCUCAAACCUGGAUUCUACAGCUCUACAUUAAGUGCUGGAGUUUUUAUUACUUGCUGUAGGGAAGCCUUUGCCAAUGCUUACAAGGAACUGUUUAUCCCUGCUUCUCUGGGUCCUGUUUGAUGGAGGUCUCCUAACACCACUGCAUCCACAACUACAACAGACUUUAGAAGCACGGCCGAGAGAAAAUGUUGUCACAAUGCCAGGGAGGAGGUCAUCCGCCCAGCGGGUCAAACGAGGCUGGGUAUGGAAUCAGUUUUUUGUGCUGGAGGAAUACAUGGGCUCUGAACCCCAGUAUGUGGGAAAGCUUCAUUCUGACUUGGACAAGGGAGCGGGCACUGUUAAAUACACCCUCUCAGGAGAUGGAGCUGGCACAGUGUUUACCAUCGACGAGACCACAGGGGACAUACACGCCAUAAGGAGCCUUGAUCGAGAAGAAAAGCCUUUCUACACACUCCGUGCUCAGGCUGUGGACAUAGACACCAGGAAACCACUGGAGCCUGAAUCAGAGUUCAUCAUCAAAGUGCAGGACAUUAAUGAUAAUGAGCCAAAGUUCCUAGAUGGUCCAUAUGUUGCCAGUGUACCAGAAAUGUCUCCAGUGGGUGCAUAUGUGCUUCAGGUUAAAGCUACAGAUGCUGACGAUCCAACAUACGGAAACAGUGCCAGAGUGGUUUAUAGCAUUCUUCAGGGGCAACCAUACUUCUCCAUUGAUCCUAAGACAGGUGUAAUAAGAACAGCUUUGCCAAACAUGGACAGAGAGGUCAAAGAACAAUAUCAAGUCCUCAUCCAAGCCAAGGAUAUGGGAGGACAGCUGGGAGGAUUAGCUGGAACUACCACUGUAAACAUAACUCUCACCGAUGUCAAUGACAACCCACCCAGGUUUCCCAAGAGUAUCUUCCAUUUGAAAGUACCCGAGUCCUCCCUUGUUGGUUCAGCCAUUGGAAGAAUCAGAGCUGUGGAUCCUGACUUUGGGAAAAAUGCAGAAAUUGAAUACAACAUUGUCCCAGGAGAUGGAGGAAAUUUGUUUGACAUCACUACAGAUGAGAACACCCAGGAAGGGGUCAUCAAACUGAAAAAGGUACUUCAUAGAUCGCAAGAGUGAUUCAGACAGCUACUUUACAAUAGAUGGAUCUGAAGGAACCAUUGCAACUAAUGAAUUACUGGACAGAGAAAGCACCGCACAGUACAAUUUCUCUAUAAUUGCAAGUAAAGUUAGUAAUCCAUUACUAACCAGCAAGGUCAAUGUUAUAAUAAAUGUCUUAGAUGUCAACGAAUUUCCUCCAGAAAUUUCAGUGCCAUAUGAGACAUCUGUAUGUGAAAAUGCAAAACCGGGACAGGUAAUUCAGACUGUCAGUGCUGCGGACAAAGAUUUGUCCCCUGCUGGACAAAGGUUUUCCUUUAGACUGUCACCUGAGGCGUCCACCAAACCAAAUUUCACAGUCCAAGACUACAGGAACAACACAGCUGGAAUUGAAACCAGGAGAAGUGGCUACAGCCGUAGGCAGCAAGACUUGUAUUUCCUCCCAGUUGUGAUAGAAGACAGCAGCUAUCCUGUACAGAGCAGCACAAACACAAUGACUAUCCACGUUUGUAGAUGCGAUUCUGAUGGUACCAUCCUAUCCUGCAAUGUUGAAGCAAUCUUCCUACCAGUUGGACUCAGCACAGGAGCUUUGAUCGCAAUAUUGCUGUGUAUUGUUAUACUUUUAGUCAUUGUUGUGCUGUACGUAGCACUUCGAAGGCAGAAGAAAAAAGACACCCUGAUGACCUCUAAAGAAGACAUCAGAGACAAUGUUAUCCAUUAUGAUGAUGAAGGAGGUGGGGAGGAAGACACCCAGGCUUUCGACAUCGGUGCCCUGAGGAAUCCAAAAGUGAUUGAAGAUAACAAAAUACGCAGGGAUAUAAAACCAGACUCUCUAUGUUUCCCACGUCAGAGACCACCAGUGGAAGACAACACAGACAUAAGAGAUUUCAUUAAUCAAAGGCUGCAGGAAAACGAUGCGGAUCCCACUGCACCCCCUUAUGAUUCACUGGCAACCUAUGCCUACGAAGGAAAUGGAUCUGUAGCAGAGUCUCUGAGCUCUAUAGAUUCACUUACUACAGAGGCAGACCAGGAUUACGAUUACCUGAGUGACUGGGGACCCCGCUUUAAAGUCUUGGCAGAGAUGUUCGGAGAGGAAGAAAAUUAUAAUACUGAUAAAGUCACUUAAGGGGGGCGGGAGGACCCAAAAGGAAAGAAUAAGAAAACUAGAACAACAACAAAUUAAAAAUAAAACCCAGGCUUUAUAGGACAAGAUUCCUUUGAUUAUAAAAGACAGCACCUGUUUCCAGCAAGUUACUAUAUUUAUCAUACUGUCAGUUUUGAUUUGGUCUGCAAAGGGAGGAUAAACCCUGUAAGAUAUACUUUUUUGUUGUUGUAUUUUGUUACUUGGGAAUAACACUGAGACAAGCUCAGGCCUAUUAGCUACAAUGUACUGAUAUGACAACUUAGACGGAAGCUAGCUUUCUGGCAUCACGGUGGAAGAGUGGUAGAUUUUUCUUAAUUCCACUAAAGUGCCUAUUGAAACUUUUAUCAUUUAAAGUGGUAAAGACUCUGCUAUGAUAGUGUUACAGAACUGAGCUGUAAACUGGACAUAAAGGACAUUAUCUUUGUGUCAAGAAGCAAUAGCAACAUGCUGACUUCUAGUUCUUUUAAAACAAAAAUGAAGAUAACUUUCUGGAAUAUAUCCAGUGACCACAACUCAAGGGGUAGUGUUUUGGAUUUUUAUUUUAUUUUAAGGAAUAAUAAUUGUAUGCCAAGAUAUCACAUUUCUUCUGUCCGCAUUUCACUGAAAAAUUGAAUAAAAAAUGCUAUUACUCAAUUUCAAGAUGUAAAGCCCAAAAUUAAAAACACACCACACUUUGAUCUUAGCAUACAUAAAGGAAUAUUUAAAAAGUUAAUCAGUUACACUUUUUCCAGGAUGAAAGAGAAAAUUAUGAAAACAUCUAUUCCUUUAUAGGAAGAAAACUUCCCUUGACUCCCACUCAUCAUGUACAGACUGGUUAUUGGUACAUCAGUGGUGGUUUUAAGAGGGGUAAUGUAUUUUUUAGUAUCAGUGUUUUUUUCAUUGUAAGUAUGACUAAUGAAAUAUAUAUAAAGAACCACACAUCGCUUUUCUUUGAAAUUAGUUGGUCAUUCUGUCAAUAUUGUAGACAUACAUGACAGACAGGACAUAUAUGUUAAACUCCUGCUGGAACCUGCGCAACUGGUCCUAAAAUUUAAGAUAUGUCAUACUUUGGUAUCAGUACCACUAUGGUGUCAGAUGUUUCAAAUGUCUUAGAGCACUCUGAAAAUGAAGCCUACAGUAGUCUUCAAGAAAAUAUUCAGUGUCAGAUUAAAUUAUACAUGUAAAAUGUUUUAUAUACAUAGUCGUAUAUUUAGAGGAGUGGAUAUCAUUUCAAUCAUGUGGUACACAGGC